CUGUCUUCUUGUCUCUGUCUCUCAGUCCUCUGAUGUCCAGAAUCUUUCCAGACUCCUUCUCUAACAAACAGUACCAGCUGCUCCUCACUCAGGGCGCUGAAGAGACCAAAGAAGAAAUAGUGAACUAUGAGUUUGACACCAAGAACCUGGUGUGUCUGCUGAUCAGCAGCGUGGUGGGAGUCUGGUACCUGCUGAAGAAGCACUGGAUAGCCAAUAACCUGUUUGGCCUGGCGUUUGCCCUGAAUGGCGUGGAGCUGCUCCACCUGAACAACGUCAGCACCGGCUGCAUCCUGCUGGGGGGGCUGUUCGUCUACGACGUCUUCUGGGUGUUCGGGACCAACGUCAUGGUAACGGUUGCCAAGUCCUUUGAAGCACCAAUCAAAUUGGUGUUUCCCCAGGACUUGUUGGAGCGAGGACUUGAAGCCAGUAACUUUGCCAUGCUGGGUCUGGGUGACAUCGUCAUCCCCGGUAUCUUCAUCGCCCUGCUGCUACGCUUCGACGUCAGCCUGAAGAAGAACAGCCGGACGUAUUUCUACUCCAGUUUCCUUGCCUACAUCUUCGGCCUGGGCCUCACCAUCUUCGUCAUGCACACCUUCAAACACGCACAGCCAGCUCUGCUCUACCUGGUCCCGGCCUGCGUCGGCUUCCCCGUCAUCGUAGCGCUCAUCAAAGGAGAGCUCACAGAGAUGUUCAGGUGAGUCCCCACACACACCUGCUCCAGA
Molecule: messenger RNA, 722 nt
Organism: Etheostoma cragini (Arkansas darter)
Lineage: Eukaryota; Metazoa; Chordata; Actinopteri; Perciformes; Percidae
Gene: hm13
Product: histocompatibility (minor) 13
Exons: 7
Coding region: 33-698 (221 amino acids)
Biological process (GO): membrane protein proteolysis
Cellular component (GO): cytoplasmic side of endoplasmic reticulum membrane; membrane; lumenal side of endoplasmic reticulum membrane
Molecular function (GO): aspartic endopeptidase activity, intramembrane cleaving
Source: RefSeq, a predicted model, not a curated record